AUGACGUUAUUCCUCUUUUCAGAUUGUUCCGAGGCCUAUUUGAUGGGAGAGCGAGUUGCCAGUGACAUCACCCCCCUUGUCAUUCAGCCCUUGACUUCCCCAUCCCCCUUCACAGUGUCGUGCUACCUCGCCUGGGGCGGCUUCACCUACAUCGAAAAACGGAUGGGAGGCGGUUGUCCCGAAGUCGACUUCAACAGGACGUGGGCGGAACUGAAACACUUUGUGGGAGAUGUGACGUGUUCGUAUUGGCUCGGCUUGGAGCACAUCCACCAGCUUACCAGCCAGAACACCUACAUGUUAGACAUGUACAUCACAGCACCCGGUGGUUUCGGGGGUCACGCCCUCUACUCGGACUUUCGCCUUGGCAGCGAAGGUCAAGGUUACAAGUUCAAAUAUAACACUUACGUUCAACAUGGAUACCCAGCCGAUGAUGGAUUUACAUAUGGAAGUAACAACGGUGUAAAUGGCUUCAACUUCUCAACUCUGGAUCGCCCUGACCCUAGUGGGUGUGUCAGCAGUGGCGCCGCCUGGUGGUAUGGUUCAGGCUGCCCGGAAGUGAACCUCCACCUGCCCAUGAAGACCGGUGGGGUCUCUGACCCAGCUACGUGGGUAGAUGAUGGAUCCCAGAUAGAAGUAACCACACUUGUGGCUCAGCUGUCUACAGUAUGGCCUUGA
Messenger RNA from Haliotis rubra (blacklip abalone), 675 nucleotides. RefSeq names its product angiopoietin-4-like. The record is from RefSeq and is a predicted model, not a curated record. Lineage: Eukaryota; Metazoa; Mollusca; Gastropoda; Lepetellida; Haliotidae. The coding region runs from base 1 to 675 and encodes 224 amino acids. The transcript has a single exon.